AUGCCCACUUCUUCCCUUCCUCUCUUAUAUCCAUGCAGGGACGAGGACGCGUGUGCCAUAAGGGAAAAGCUCCUCUCAGCCAAGGAGCUAGCCGUUGGCCCUCUCUCUCCGGCCCUCGUCCCCCCCCUCAUCCAACUCGCGCAGUCCCGCCUGACCAUCGGCCAAUCAGAGGGCGCGGAGCGGCUCCUGCGCCGCGCGCUGCAGAUCGCCAGGUCAGCGGUGCCAGCUGACGACGCGCGGUUGGCCGUGCCGAUCGAGCGCCUGGCGCUGUGCCUGGCUCAGAUGGAGCGAUUCGAGGAGGCUGAGAUGGAGCGAUUCGAGGAGGCUGAGGUGCUGGCGCGGGAGCACCUGAUGAUUGCUGAGGGGGCCGUGGAGAAGGCUGGACUGCGCGGGGAUACAGUGGAGAUGCUAGGGGCUGGCAAGGGAGCACCUGAAGAUACAGUGCAGAAGGCGGGAGUGCGCGGGGAUACAGUGGUGAUGCUAGCACAAGCCCAGCGCAACCCGGCGCUCAUACUCAUGGCCACAGGCCGGGCACAGGCAGCAGAGCUUGGCCCGCAGCCUGGUGCUCAUCCUCAUGGCUGCAGGGCAGGCAGAGGCAGCAGAGCUGGCCCCGUUCUCCCCAACCCAUCCUCCCAUCCCCCAUGCACUGCACUGUCUCUCCUCCUGUCUCUCCCCCAUCUCCCCGUGCUUGUUUUUCUCCCCAACUCCCCCCUCCCCUUCCCCCCAGCGCAAGCCCAGCGCAACCUGGCACUCAUACUCAUGGCAACAGGGAGGGCAGAGGCAGCGGAGCUGUUACUGAGGAAGGCUUUAGCGAGGAUGGAAGGAGCAGUGGGGCCCAUGGGGGAUGCAGCGCUGGUGAUUGCUGGGUCUCUGGUGGUGAAUCUGCAGCAGCAGGGGAGGGACGAUGAGGCUGAACCGUUGCUCAAGAGAUUGGCCCUUGCAGAAGCUGCGGCUACUGGGAAUUUGUGA
Molecule: messenger RNA, 969 nt
Organism: Closterium sp. NIES-65
Lineage: Eukaryota; Viridiplantae; Streptophyta; Zygnematophyceae; Desmidiales; Closteriaceae
Source: the annotation of a GenBank genome assembly